Messenger RNA from Hydractinia symbiolongicarpus, 2862 nucleotides. RefSeq names its product probable RNA-binding protein 19. Lineage: Eukaryota; Metazoa; Cnidaria; Hydrozoa; Anthoathecata; Hydractiniidae. The coding region runs from base 70 to 2820 and encodes 916 amino acids. The transcript has 15 exons. The record is from RefSeq and is a predicted model, not a curated record. Gene Ontology annotation, molecular function: RNA binding.
GUAGCACAGAUAAAAAAACUCACACUAUUUCUAGGUCCCUGAGUUUAAGUUUAUGUUUUAGAGUUAAAAAUGUCAAGGUUGAUCAUUAAAAAUUUGCCAGAGAAGAUUAAAGAAUCUCGUCUUCGUGAAAUAUUUUCAAGUAAAGGUGGACAGAUUACUGACGUUAAAUUGUGUUUUACGAAACGGGGUGUCUUUCGAAAGUUUGCUUUUAUUGGUUACACAAGCGAAGGUGAUGCUGCUAAAGCUUUGAAUUUUUUUAAUAAAUCUUUCAUUGACACAAGCAAGAUACAAGUAGAUGUUUGCAAAGAUUUAGGAGAUCAAUCUGUACCAAGGCCCUGGAGCAAGUAUGCCAAAGGGAGUUCAGCUUUCUCAAGAAAAUCAAAUGAAAUUGAAGACAGAAAGUCGAGAAUUAAAAAUCUUCAGGAGAAAGAAUCAAACAAGAAAAAGAAAAGUAAAAAGAAAGUAAAUGCUCCUGAAACAGAGUUACAAGAUGUUAAGGAUGAUCCUGAAUUUCAGGAGUUUUUAGCUCUACAUUCUAACAAACUUGUAAAACAAACAUGGACCAAUGAAAAUGAGGCAUUUAAAGAUAGCUUGGAAAAAAAGGUUGAAGAGGACAGUGAUUUGACAUCUAAUGAUGAUGAAGUAUUGGAAAAGGGCCUGUCAUCACCUGAAAACGAAAAUGAGACAGAUGAUGAGAAGGAUCAGGAAGAUCAAAGAGAUCAGAAAGAAAGUAACAGCACUGAGGAAAAACCCAACUCUCUAAAAAAGCAGCAAUCUGAUUUGGAUUGGUUAAAAUCAAAAAUCACAAAAACAAAGGGAGAGACAUCAGACAGUGAUGAAAAGACCUUGAAUUUGGAAGAAGAACAUCAGCGUGACCAAGAUUCUUCAUCCAGUAGCGAUGAGAAAGAAGAAAACGACGACGCAGUAGCUACAGUAGAAACCAAGCAGCUGAUAUCAUCACUCACUUUAAAAAUGAGAGGUGUACCUUUUACAUGCUCUGAAAAAAAUGUAAUCGAUUUCUUUAAACCAUUAAAAAUUACAGAUAUCCGUUUUCAAAAAAAUUUGAAAGGAAAACCAACUGGCUAUGCUUUUGUUGAUUUUGAAAGUUUAAAAGAUGCGGAAAAGGCAUUAAAAAAAGAUCAAAAUAAAAUAAAAGGAAGAUAUAUUGAACUGUUCAUGGUGCAUAAUAAAAAAUGUGAUGAACAACUAGAUUCAUUAAAGUGGAAUAAGAAGGCAAAGGAUGAUGAAGAUGGAGACGAAGAUGUGUCAGAUACAGGUCGGCUGUUUGUUCGCAACUUGUCCUACGCAUGUACUGAAGAUGAUUUACAACACCUUUUUUCAAAAUAUGGAGCAUUAGUUGAAGUAAAUCUUCCAAUUGACAAAAACAGCAACAAGUCCACUGGAUAUGGUUUUGUAACAUUCAUGAUGCCAGAACAUGCAGUUAAAGCAAUGAGUGAAUUGGAUGGUUCCAUAUUCCAAGGUCGGAUUCUGCAUUUAUUGCCUGGUAAAGCUCAAAAGUCAAAGGAUAGGAUAGAUAAUUCAGGUGGCGGUUCUGAAUACAAAAAGAAAAAAGAAAGCCAACAAAAAAUUUUAAGCGGCAGUAGCCACAAUUGGAAUGCAUUGUUUCUUGGUCAGAAUGCAGUUGCAGAUGUUGUGGCGAGUCGAUUGAAUGCAAACAAAAGAGAUCUACUAGAUGGAGGAUCUUCAGGUAGUGUAGCUGUACGGAUGGCACUUGGUGAAACAGAGUUGGUAUCUGAUACAAGAAAAUUUCUGGAAUCCCAUGGAGUCAAGCUUGAUGUUUUUGGACAGUCAAAUUGCGCAAGAAGUAAAACGACCAUCUUGGUUAAAAACCUACCCCCUGGCACAACUGCGAGCGAACUAGAAACUAUAUUUUCAAAGUAUGGCGAUAUUGGUAAAGUCUUGAUUCCACCAUUCGGAAUAACAGCAAUCAUUGAAUUCAUCCAGCCAAAAGAGGCCAGGGAGGCUUUUACUAAUCUCGCUUACUCCAAGUUCAAACACACGCCUCUGUAUUUGGAAUGGGCUCCUGUUGAUAUAUUAACUGGUGAAGUCACUGUUAAAGAAGAAGAAGAAAUGUCUGACAAUGAUAGUCACACUUCAGAAGGCGAGGAAAGUGUCACUGGGAAUGUUGUUUUCGUGAAAAAUCUGAAUUUUACCACGACAGAGGAGAAGCUAAAAGAGCGUUUCAGUAAUUGUGGCAAACUAAAGAAUGUCACAAUAGCCAAGAAAAAGGAUCCUAGGAAGCCUGGGGUUAUGUUAUCGAUGGGUUACGGUUUUGUUGAGUAUAAAAAAGUGGAAAGUGCUGACAAAGCAAUAAAGUUGCUGCAACAUUGCGACGUAGAUGGUCAUAAGCUUGAACUAAAGAAAUCACACCGAGAGAGCAUAGCGCCAAAAGCUUCCCGCAAAAGAGCUGUCGACAAAAAACAAACAAGCAGUAAAAUUAUUGUGAGAAACAUUCCCUUUGAAGCAACAACGAAAGAAAUACAGGAACUUUUCAGUUCAUUUGGUCAUAUCAAAACUGUUCGUCUUCCCAAGAAGAUGGUUGGUACAGGAUCACAUAGAGGAUUUGCUUUUGUGGAUUUCACAACAAAACAAGACGCCAACCGAGCGUUUAAAGCUCUUUGUCAAAGCACCCAUUUGUACGGCCGACGAUUGGUUUUGGAAUGGGCAGAUGAUGAAGACAGCGUCGAACUGUUACGACAAAAGACUGCGCAAUAUUAUCAUGAAGAUCCAGAACCAAACACGAAGAGGAAAAAAGUGGAUAUGUUAUCGUCACUUGAGAAAUCUUCUGUUGCUGAAUAAAAAGUUUGUAAGCUAUAAAAUUAAAUAUAAGCUUUAAUAAUU